This is a messenger RNA of Culex pipiens pallens (northern house mosquito), 4928 nucleotides long. It is a transcript of the gene Pcl, whose product is annotated as metal-response element-binding transcription factor 2. The transcript is spliced from 7 exons. The record is from RefSeq and is a predicted model, not a curated record. Lineage: Eukaryota; Metazoa; Arthropoda; Insecta; Diptera; Culicidae. The coding region runs from base 208 to 3237 and encodes 1009 amino acids. Gene Ontology annotation, biological process: positive regulation of DNA-templated transcription. Gene Ontology annotation, cellular component: Set1C/COMPASS complex.
CGACGACCCACAGUGCAGUGCGAGAAAAAGCAAGAAAAAGAUGGCAGCUGCUGCUUUUUCCUGAAGGAAUUUUCGAACUAAUCAGCGGCGAAAAGGUGUCGUUUUCCAGUGUUUUAACGGUGCAAAAACCCCCGCGGAAGCUGCUUCAAUGGCCACCGGAUCCGGACAAGAAUACCGCGUAAAUUUGGUCAGUGAAUUAUCACAACAAUGUCCGCUAGUGAUCUCCAGUUUUUAGCAUCGAACUCAUCCUCGUCAUCGUCCUCAUCGUCGUUGUCCUUGUCUCGUCAGUAUAGUGCACAAUCGAAAGCAAACAGCACCUAUUUGUCCUCAAACGGGUCAAAAAACACUAAGCUAGAAGAAUUGGCCCAAGCCAAACAGCAAAUCAUCAUCCACGAGCUCCUUAAUCCGAACUCCGGACCGUUCAACAACUACCAGCAGGUUCUGCCGGAGGCAGGUAAUGUCGCAAACUUCACGAGCUCGGUAAACAACAGUUCCAUAACGAUCCUAACGUCGCAACGUCAAAGCUCGGAUCACGGCGCAGCGGCCAAACCCGCGAUGGUCCUCGACCGGAUCGACAUCUGCAUUAACAAUCAUUUCAAUGAGCCACGUCAGCUCGAUGCCACGACGGUGGUGCCGGCCUUGGCCGGACAGCAGACCAAGGUGAACGAGAAGCGAUCGAGCACCGACCUGGAGCCGGACUCGACGACCUCCUCGCUGGGACAGCUUCCGGUGACGCCGGAAAAGAAUGGAGGCGGCGGUGGCGGUACCAAGUUCAAGCUGCAGGAGGACGUCCUGGUGGAGCACAAGGACGGACGGUUCUACCUCGGUACGGUGAUCGCGAUCGGAACCGGCCAGUGUCUGGUGCGGUUCAACGACAACACCGAGUGCUGGUCCGACUUCCGGGAGCUGACGAAGCUGAGCAGCAAUGAUGCAGACGAUACGCCCGCUUGUGUGGUGUGCAAGCGGCAGAACGCCGAAGAUAACGUGGAGGUAUGCGAGAACUGCGGCCGCGGGUACCACAUCAAGUGUAUGGACGGGAACUUUGAGAAGAACGGCUACUGGUUCUGUCGGAUGUGCACCUCGCCAAACGGCAAAAGGAAGGAUAUCCGGUACGUCUGCUCCGGAGUCUUGUCGGAAUCGCUGGACCCUCUGACGGACAAAUCUCAACUAUCGUACAACAUUGAUGCGCUCACCUGGGACGCGCUGCACCGGGGAAACCAGGAACGUCACUACUGCUACUGCGGCGACGAUGGCGAUUGGCUGAGAGAGAUGAUACAGUGCUGCCGGUGUCAGCAGUGGUUCCACGGGCGGUGCAUUCGCAGCCUGCAGUAUCCGAUAUUCCUGGGCGAUCGGUUCUACUUCUUCAUCUGCUCGAUCUGCAACCACGGGCACGAGUUUGUGCGCCGGCUGGAGGUCAGCUGGCCGGAUCUCAUCCACCUGGCGCUGUACAAUUUGAUUGCGCGCAACGGGAAGCGGUUCUACGACGUUACGAAGGCGAUCGCGGCGUAUGUCGAGGACAACUGGAAGACGCUGCAGAUGUCGGAACAGAUGUCCAAGCUGUCGCCGAACGCACGCAAGGAAAUCAUCACCCAGACGCUGACCAACGACCGGAUACGGUUCAGGUGUGGCAGCGAGAUCAAAAAGGGGGCCACCUUGUGGACGCUACGUCUGGCGCAGCCUCCGAACCCGCCGAACGUGCUGCUCCAGCCGGGCCAGGUCGUCACCGAGCACAUGCUGACGCAGAUGUCCAAGGAAAACCGGGCGUACCGGUUUUUGCCGCGAGUAGCCCUGGAGAAAUCGUUCGUCAACGAUGCCGCCAGUCGGGAAAAGAUGACCGGCGUCAGUUACUGCUCCCCGCUCGUGUCAGAGGAUGACAUAUCGGAGAUCUCCGAGGACACCAACCAGGACGAGAACAGCUCGGACUACGAGGCUCUAGCCGGUGCUGGCACCGGAGAGCACCCGUCCGACCUGAACGGAACAACUGCCGGCGGCGCAGACGCGCAGGGUCGGCUUAACAAUUGUGUUGCAAUAUAUAACAGUACAGGGAAAAAUGCUAGUUCAAAUUUAAGUGAGGCACUAUUCAGCUCGAACGCCAAGGACGGCUUCCAGCUGUUCGGAACGGCCGGGUCGAAGCCGCACAGCGAUGCCGGCAGCGUCGCCAGCAACGGAAACAGGCGCGCGUUCAAGUCACGCCCCAAAAAAACGGACAGCGAGAAGUCGUUCGACAUUUACGACUCGUCGGACGAUACCUCGCGAACCACGCUGGAUUUGAUCAUACCACCACCCAAAGAUUUCACCGGACGAAACAAUCCCUUCCACCAUCCGGCGGCGGCGGCGACGACGGCUUCACAGCAGGUUGCGGGAAGCGGUCAAGGCGGAUCGACCGUCGUCGUCGGGAUGGGCAAAAGCAACGAAACAAAAGACUUGACGCAGAAAGUAGGUGCGAGUAGUGUUGUUAGUCAUUUGAGCAGUAACCUGGUGAACGGCGAGAUGAGGGUGGCGCGGAUCGUGAAGCGACGGCUCAGCGCCCGGGACAUCCUGAACGGGUCGAAAAGCAAGCGGCGGAAGUUCCGGAAAAGUUCGGUUAUCGGCACCACGUUGACUACCUAUGCCGCGCCCACCGCCAGCAUACCGUUCGCCGGACAAUCUUCCAGUCUGAUAGCUUCGCUGUUCUCGCCCGCUGGAGACGGUGGCGGCUGGCCAAGUCAGAUUACGCUCAACCACCUGCUGCCGUCGUCUGCGUCGGCUUCCUCCUCGGGCAGCAGCACUCCGGCGCAUUGUUCCUAUCCCACCACCCAACAGCCAAAUGUGGCCGCAGCGAUGGUUCCUCAGGCACUGCCUACCGCCAUGACCUGCCCGCCGUCUUCGCUGCCAUCCUCGCUUCAGGUAUCUUCCGCCGAGCUGGUCAAGCGGAAUCCUGCCCACGGUCGCCGACUGCGGCAACGUCAGGAACGUAACUACGCGGAAUCCUCGCGGCGAACCAGUGCGCCCUCCGCCGGAUGUCCACCAGCGCUAGCAACCUCUGGAAUGCCACCGGUUUCACCCGGAAAAUCCGGAUCGUCCUCCUCGGGUGGCCCGGCUGGUACCGAUUUGCAGUCCUCGCUGAAUCUGUACUUUGGGGCCGCCCACCGGAUUCUCAGCGGUGAAAAGUUCAUCAUCAAGGGCAAACGGGUUUCGCUGUCCGGUCGGGCGCAGUACUUGAUCGAGUGGGAGGGCUGUCCGGCACCGGUAAUGUAAGAUUUUAAUUAAAUCUUUUUUUAAAACUUAAUCGUGGAAUAGUCUUUUGGGUCGUACAAGAACAGAGAAUUGAUUCCAACGAGAGUGAAUAGCUUACCACAACGACAUUCCGCGGGUGACGGCGCAAAUCGAGGUUAAUCGGAACGUGAAGUGAGUUUCGUGUAGUUGUGUUAUGUUCUACAACUCCGCAGUAACAGUUCAAUAGGGCGAAUUUGCGUUUGUAAACAAACACCCUCUUACUUGCCGUGAACUGUCACUUGAGCAAAAGGGAUAGACUGUUUGUUUACAAACUAUUGAACUGUUACUACGGAACUCGUUACUAAAUAUUUAUAUUUCAUUGAUAAAUAUGCUUUUACAACAUUGUUUUAUUGGAUUUUUUAAAGUUCCUUGAGUAUUUUUUCAUUUGAAAAAAUCUUUUUUUAAAUUUGAAUGGUUCUUCUAAGUUAAAGUUUUAUAAAUUUUUAACAUUAUCCUCAUUUAUAUGAAAACGCAAAAAAGAAGUGACGCAAGGAAAUAUAACAUUUUUAGUUGUUUAGCCUCCAAAACGUCUCAAGCCGCGCUACCAACUAGUAUUGAAAGAAGACAUCCUUCCAAGCCUGGAGAGUCCAACAAUCUUCGAACAGGAUAUGAAAUCAGGAACAGAAACAACGUAGACUUUUUAACGAUAGCCAGCAGCCCUCAUAUUUUUGUACGUCAUUUUACAAACGUCGCUCACAACUGGUAUGAAAAAAGCACCGCGCUAGGAACAAGCUCCAGCAUCGUUUGAGCCGCCAACUGUCGAAACAACCUACGCUGAACGCAGCGAAUUAAAUGAUUUUAUUUUAAACUGAUCAACUGCCAAAAGUUACUAAAGCUAGUAAUCCUAAUAAGCUAUCAAAAUAACCCGUAAUAUCGCGUAAUGCAGAGCCAGUACAUGUUCUUUGUUGUAUGUGAAACCCCACCUCACUUUUUCCACCUUCCCUGAAACCAUUUUGCUUGGUUGCAGUUUCGUUUGAAGUUUCGUUAAAUUUAUUGAAUCUGUGCGCACAAAAACAGAAGAUUGCAAAACCGGUAGAAUAAUUCAGAGAGACAUGCAAACGAAAAACUCGAUUCGUUUUAAGGAAACCGAUCACUGCCGAAUUGUGUGUGCUAGUGUUGAGUGUGAAACACGGAGAAAAUUCCCAAUCGUGUGAUCGCGAGUGUGAAUGUGGUAGUAUCAAAAUUACGUCCCGUUGGGACUGAACGGAAACAAGUAGUAACAAUUUUUUAAACGAAAAAAAUAAAAACUAAGGCGAGUAAACAAAAAUCAAGCACUGAUUAAUUAGUUCAUAAAUUAUUUCCUCAGUUAAACCUAACAUAGACCCGUAAACCUAAGUCCUUAUUUGAAAACCUCUGUUGAUAAAGAUUCUGUUACAAAAAACUAAGUUGUAGGGUGCAGUGUAGUGUUUUUAUGUGAGCUAACGAAAUCGUAAGCGGAAAUAUGAUCAUCUCUAAGUUAAAUAACAAUUUAGCAAAAAGUAUAAACAAAAAAACCAAGCGUAACAGAUUGCGCGCAAACCCCCUUUCUUUUAGAAACGGUUCUACUAGAUGUUUAACACUAUAUAAUUAAUUCAAUCAAACAAACAAAAAUCGGAUUGCUUGCCCCACGGGCGAGGAUCUAUAAACGGAUACUAUGAGUGUAUUGUAAAUUAUUAUUAAAUCGAGUAUAUAAA